Molecule: messenger RNA, 1695 nt
Organism: Hevea brasiliensis (rubber tree)
Lineage: Eukaryota; Viridiplantae; Streptophyta; Magnoliopsida; Malpighiales; Euphorbiaceae
Product: protein kinase PINOID 2
Exons: 2
Coding region: 69-1535 (488 amino acids)
Biological process (GO): protein phosphorylation
Cellular component (GO): cytoplasm; nucleus; plasma membrane
Molecular function (GO): protein serine/threonine kinase activity; ATP binding
Source: RefSeq, a predicted model, not a curated record
CUACCAGCAUUGCUGAUUCCCAUAAAAAACACGCCAAGAACUCAUACAUAUGCCCCAACCCCAUUACCAUGGCAACCUUAGCAUCCAGAGAUGAAUCUGACAACGAUAGCAGCUCUUCCUCAGUAACCAUACCUGACUCUAGCAGGAGCUGGAUGAGCAACCUCAGCUUCGGCAGCCUACGGAGUUCCGUCUCCAUCACUUCUUUACCUGAAUCUACACUCUCCUCUACCUACAAGCCACACAAGGCCAACCAAGCUGCAUGGGAGACCAUCAAGAGGCUACAAAUCGCCAGUGGCCGAGUUGGGCUAGAUCAUUUUCUUCUCCUUCGCCGGCUUGGCAGUGGAGAUUUAGGAAAUGUCUAUCUUUGCCAGAUAAGAAACCCUGUGGUGGGUUUGCCUCAGUGCUUUUAUGCCAUGAAAGUGGUGGAUAAAGAGGCACUUGCGAUAAGGAACAAGUUGCAGAGAGCUCAAAUGGAGAAGGAGAUUCUGGGCUUACUUGAUCACCCUUUUUUGCCUACUCUGUAUGCAGAGUUCGAGGCUUCUCAUUACUCAUGCUUGGUCAUGGAGUACUGCCCCGGUGGAGAUUUGUAUGCUGCUAGGCAACGCCAGACUGGAAGGCGCUUUCCCAUUUCAUCUGCUAAGUUUUAUGCUGCUGAGACCCUCUUAGCCCUAGAGUAUCUCCACAUGAUGGGAAUUGUUUACAGAGACCUUAAGCCAGAAAAUGUGCUAGUAAGAGAAGAUGGUCACAUCAUGCUUUCAGAUUUCGAUCUUUCUCUCAAGUGCGAUGUCGUUCCAAAGCUUCUAAGACCUAACAAACCCAAGUUGGAAGCCAUUGAUCACGAGUACGAGGCUUGUUUUACACCAUCUUGUGCCACACCCAUACGGCCUGUGCUGUCUUGUUUCUCAGCUUCCAACAAGAAAAAGAAGAAAGCUUCUAGAGUCACAACAAUUACAGAAGGAGUAGAUGGUGGUGGCGGUCAUCGUCAAGAUCAAGAACUUGAUAACCCAGAAUUGGUGGCUGAACCCAUCAAUGCUCGAUCGAAGUCCUUUGUUGGGACCCACGAGUACUUAGCACCUGAGGUGAUCUCAGGGCAAGGCCAUGGGAGUGCAGUGGAUUGGUGGACACUAGGGGUGUUCUUGUACGAGAUGUUAUAUGGAAGAACACCUUUCAAAGGUGAAAACAACGAAAGGACCUUGAUUAACAUCCUUAAACAGCCCUUAACCUUUCCAAGAAUUGUGGUUAGUAGUAGCAAAGAAUUAGAAGAAAUGGUAAAAGUGCAAGAUCUUAUAGGCAAACUUCUAGUGAAGAAUCCCAAGAAAAGAAUCGGAAGCUUCAAGGGGUCUGUUGAAAUCAAGAGGCAUGAAUUUUUCAAAGGAGUAAAUUGGGCUUUGAUUAGGUCAGUUAUCCCUCCUGAAGUCCCAAGGGAAGCUUUCAAGAACACAAGUAGAGCUCACAUACCAAAAUUAAGCAAGAAAGAAAGAGAAGCGCCAUAUCAGAUCUCCCAUCAUCAACAUCAUCAGUUCGAUUGCUUCUAAUUGAACUGCAGAAAAUGUAAAUAAAAAAAAAAAAGAGAAAAAUAGGCAAAACAGGAAGAAAAAUAUCCAAAGCUAGAGUUAUUUUCCUCUGUUUUCUCUAGAAAUUUAUGUAAGAUCGAUCUUAAUUAAUUAAUUAACAGAGACUGCUUGAUUAAUUAAA